AUUUAAUCAGCAACUGCGGAACCGUAAUCGUAUAAUUUUAGUAACUGAAUUUGUUUGUACUAUAACGUGAACUGUAAUUAGGAAGAAAGUGCUUCUAUGAGACGAACCAAAAUCAUUGAAGUCAAAGAAACCUAGUAACCGCUUGGUGUGUGGCAUCAUUUAUCCCUGUGUUGUCAUCAGUGCGGGUCAAGAAAAAAGACAUUCGUUUCAUCUGUGAUAAGAUUACACAAUAAUCUAUCAUGUAUUCGUUGUUGAUCUUCACGACUUUAUUACUCACCAAAGCAUCAGCACAAGACCUCAGCACCACAAUAGCAUCAACCACUGAAGGACCCAUGAUCCACAGGAUUGUGUUCGAAGCGGAAGAAGCAUCCGGAAGUGGAGACGAACCAUCGACGGAAGAAUGCCGAAUGAGUUACAUCAAGUUCGAGGGAAUGUAUUUGCGCGGAGUGAAAGAACCCAAUCAUAUAGAUUACAAUGCAACAACGUUUGAAGCAUGCGAGAAGCGAUGUUGUUAUGAGACAGGCUUCAAAUGCCGAUCGUUCAGCUAUUUCGAGCCAACGCACCAAUGCUUUCUUAUGAACGUUACUCGUUACUACACCAAAUACGAUCUGGUUUCAUCGAAGUCGCACGUCCACGUUGAAGUUGUCAAAGAACUAAGUACGACAACCACAACAACAGUAGCGUUCCCUACCCCAGCUCGAACACCAAAGCGACCCGAGUCGUCCUCAUCAACAACCACCGUUUCUACAAUGGAUCCCAAUUUCGGGGUGAUGGGCCCAGACAAAGGAAUUCUAGAGACAAUUCCGCCACCGGACCGCGUGGUCGCCCCAGAAUGCCCAAAAAGAUGUCUGAAUGGUGGAGGAUGUUUACUGAGACGAACGAAUAAAGGCGUUGCUGCAAGAGAAGCGUAUUGUAAAUGUCAAAAGGGAUACACUGGUGACCAAUGCGAGAUGGAGGUUUCUGAAGCUGGUGGAUUUCCGAUGUGGGUGAUUGCACUCAUUGUUCUUGGCGGAAUCAUACUUAUCCUAUUCCUGACUGUUUGUAUCAUGUAUCAUGUGUACCGGAAGAAAACAGGAGAAUACAAAGUUGUGAAAGCGAUUCAAAGAUGGACGCGAAGAGGACGUGGAAGAAAGAAGCUGGCCCGGGCAGCACCGACACCAGAAGAUGAUUACGGCCACAUUGAGGAAAACAAUCAUCUUCCAACCCAACACCUUCACCCUCAACACCUUCACCCACAUCUUCACCAUCACACAUCUCCCACCACCAGUGUUCAGAGUAUCCACGGUUCCGUGACGUCAUCUACAACUCAUUCUACAACCACUUCUGUGUGAUAGUGACGUCACCGAUGACGUCAUGGCUAGGAAUCCUAUAAAAGUUCCAAAGACGAAUACUGCUCGGUUAUGAUGUCGAUGCGCAAAGACAAUGUCUACUAUUUGUUCCAUUUCUAACCAUUUUCGUGCCUGAAGCGCUUUGUUUCGUCACAACAAAGAUACUUUUAUUGCGUCAUAUCAAACAUUACACAAAUUUCCCUGCUUUUAGAUCAUGGAUAUUAUGCUUAUAUUACUCUCGGGCACAUCAACAAUAGAAAAGUGUCAUGAGUGUGAUGUCAUAAUCGCAAAUCCGCUAAAAUUGAACUAGCCCAACGAUUGUUAAGUCACAAUUUCAUAUAUAAAAUCAGGGUUGUUCUAGUAUCUAUCUUACAUUAUUCAAUCCAUGGCUACAAUCCUUACAUAUUCCACUGUGAAUUGUAAAUAAUUGUGACGUCAUAAUAUUUUCCCGCCAAAAUGAUUUGAAUAGUUUGAGUGCAACCGUCAUGGUAUUUGCUUCUUCUAGCUUUUCGCGCUGUUUAGUGAAAUUUUUAUAGUAAAUCUGUCUAUAAUCAGUGAGCUACCCUUCUAGUAAAUCAUUUAUUUGUCAACACAAUGUAUACGCAUCAUCACAUAAAGCAUAACAAAAAAUCAAAAAUCUAAAACUUAACUUACUCAAGUUAGGUUGUCUCAAAAAUGCUGCUGAUUUUAGCCCCAUCAUGUAGAUUGAACCCGCGGAUAUACGGGUGCAAAUGUAUGGGUUCAAAUGUACGGUCGACGUCUACUAC
This is a messenger RNA of Styela clava, 2095 nucleotides long. The record is from RefSeq and is a predicted model, not a curated record. NCBI's taxonomy places the organism in Eukaryota, Metazoa, Chordata, Ascidiacea, Stolidobranchia, Styelidae.